Messenger RNA from Musa acuminata AAA Group (dessert banana), 1401 nucleotides. Its product is annotated as anthocyanin 5-aromatic acyltransferase-like. Lineage: Eukaryota; Viridiplantae; Streptophyta; Magnoliopsida; Zingiberales; Musaceae. Bases 1 to 1401 code for a protein of 466 amino acids. The transcript is spliced from 3 exons. The record is from RefSeq and is a predicted model, not a curated record.
AUGCUUCUCGAGACACACCUGCGCGACUUGCCCGCCUGCGUUAUGCUCCUCGGCUCCGUACUCCCCGAGACACACCUGCACGACUUGCUCGCGUGCGUCGUGCUCCUCGGCUCCAUGCCCCCUGAGACACACCUGUGCGGCCAGCCCGCCUGCGUCGUGCUCCUCGCCUCCAUGCCCCCUGAGACACACCUGCACGGCCAGCUUGCAUGCGUCAUGCUCCUCGGCUCCAUGCCCCUCAAGACACACCUGCGUGGCCAGCUCGCCUGUGUCUCGACCUCCGGUCCCGUCCGCCGCCUCUUCUUCUACGACUUCCCCCACCCCGCUGCAGUCUUCGCCAACUUGGUACUGCCGAAGUUGAAGUCGUCCCUGUCCCUCGCACUUGCCCAGUUCUACCCCCUGGCGGGCAACCUCAGAUGCUCCGUCAGCCAUGACGACGUCUCCGAGGUCGGUUGGACCGGCGGCGAAUCACUGUCCUUCGUCUUGGCCGAGUGCGACAGUGGGUUCCACGAGUUCUCCGGUGACUACGCGCGCGACGUGUACAAGCUGCAGCGGUUGGCGCCCCGGCCGAUCUGGUCGGGUGCCGCGAAGCCCUUGUCGGCUGUGCAGGUCACCGUGUUCCCCGACCAAAGCUUCACCGUCGGGGUAUGGGUGCAUAACGUAGCGUGCGACGGCUCGAGCUUCAUGCGCUUCGUGAAAUCGUGGGCAUCCGUUUGCCGAGCCGGGGAGAUCGUGGAGCCGGUGCCACCGUUAUUCGACAGGACGGCGAUACCUUAUCCUCUUCAGCUGCGUUCCGUCAACAUCAUUCCAGGUUACGAGAGCUCCUGGACCCGUGAAGCGUCGACCCUCGCCUCCAACUUGGUUACCGCCACGUUCGCCCUCGGACAAGAUCACAUCCGGCGUCUCAAGUGCUGGACGUUGGGCGACGCAGGCGACGAGACCGCGCACUUCACAUUCACGGCGGAUGCCAGGGAUCGGCUGCGGUCGCCAGUGCCCGAGACAUACUUUGGCAACUGCAUCGUCCCGUGCUUUGUGGAGGUGAAGGUGAGCGAUCUGGUCGGGGAGGACGGCAUCUUCGCCGCCUCGGAGGCCAUCGGGAAGGCCAUAGAAGACCUGAAACAUGGCGCCCUGAAGGGUGUGCAUGGCAUGUGCGAGAGAUGGUAUCACGUCACGCAGAAACUUCCCAUGACCCUGACGGGAUCACCCAAGUUCAAAGCUUACGAUACUGAUUUCGGGUGGGGAAGACCGGUGAAGGUUGAGACUGUGUUGCAGAAGACCCGAGCCAUGUAUCUGCAGGAUAGCAGAAGAGGAGAUGGCGUGGAAAUUGGCUUAUCAUUCGAGCAGCAUCAGAUGGAUGCGUUCGAGAGGCACUUCCUCGGUGGCCUGAAACUUCUUCCUGAAUAG